AAAUAAAUUAGUUAUAUAAGUAAUAAUAUUUUACGAUAAACAAUAUAACUAUAAUUUCAUUUUAUAAAACAUUUCUGAUUAAGUUGAAAAAGUUAUAUAAAUUAUUUAAUACGUGUGUUAAUCAAAAUAUAUAAUACUGGCGCAAAUAAAAAGUAUUAUUUGGACCGCUGUCACAGCGGUCACAAUACUGGUGCUCUGGUCAUCAACAAUAGUCAAUGCCGACGAAAAAUGCUAUACCGAUGAAUGUAUAUUAACAGCUGGCUACCUGUCCAGUUCAAUGGACUUUAAUGUAAAUCCAUGCAAUGAUUUCUAUCAGUUUGCAUGUGGUAAAUGGCAACAGGAUCAUCCAUUUCCUAAAUAUGAAAACGGUUGGAACUCAUUCAAAAAGCUCAUGUAUGCCAUGAGGACUGACAUGAGAAAAAUAUUAGACAAUCAACCAAUUGAAGGCAUUUCACAGAUUAAGCCUAAAGCAAUGCAAAACAUAUACAAAUUUUAUAAAUCAUGCAUUAAUUCAGCUGAACGCGAUGCUCAUGGUUUUACAUCAUUGAUCAAGGUGAUUGAAUCAAUUGGUGGAUGGCCAAGUGCUGAUGUUAAUUGGCGUGAGAGCCAAUUAAAUGUACAGGAUGCAUUUAUCAAAUUGAUCAUGCUUAAUCUUAUGGAAGGGGCUUCAAACUUACCGCUUAUUGACAUUCAAGUGGUUAAAGAUUUUAAAAACACGUCAAACAAUAUUGUUUAUAUUGGACCAAUUUAUUCAUCAUCAGAUAGCUCUGAGCUAUACACCAGUACUAUAUAUCCAUCAAUAAAACUUAACAAAAACAAUCACAAAACUUCACAACAAUUUAAUUAUUUAGAAAUUCACAAAUUGAAUGACAUUAAUAGUAAUGCCGACGAUAGGAUUAUCAAACAAAUUAAAUAUAUUUAUGGCGAUAAACACCCGAUCAAUGAGACAACAAUAUCUGCAGAUAACACAGCUAUCGGACAAUUGGUGGCCACUCUUAGCAAAGAAAAAUCGCCGCCAAAAGCUAUUGACUACUGGCUUCAAAACUAUACACAAAUUGUUUAUACUGUCGAUGAAUUACAUUUGAUAUCUAGUUAUUUGAAUUAUGAAACAAUUGUACGACAAUUGGUGCCCAGUAUUAGAUACGACGAUAAAGUUAUUAUACCUGAUAUAAAUUUUGCGCAAAAAUUUGCACAGAUUUUGAUUGAAACUGAUAAACGAACUGUAUCUAAUUUAUUUACACUGAGCUUGGUCAAUUAUCUUAUUGAAUAUACAACUACCGGAGCCAUAAAUGAGUUUACUGAUGAAAAAUUGGAUUCACCAGAAAUUUUGCCUAAUAUUUGUUAUGAAACACUUGAGAACCUAAUGCCCGAUCUAUUGGGUCGACUAUAUAUUAGCAAACUUUAUGAGAACCGUUCGCAUAGCGAUAUGACACAAGUUAUCGAUAAAAUACAUAAGUCUUUCAUCGAUACAGUCGGUCAAACACAAUGGAUGGAUAGUUAUACACGAAAUGAGGCCAUACUUAAGGCUACCGAUAUAUCCCAUCACAUCGCUUAUCCUAAUUGGACAAUGAAUGACUAUCUCAUUGAUCCGUACUAUAAAAAGUACAGCAAUAUAUCAAUUGACAAUUUCUUUUCAUCGGUGAUCAGUCUAUUAGAUGGCAAACAGAGACAAACUUUUGAUGACAUUCAUGGCAUAGGAUAUUCGGUAUCACAGCCUAUUAUACCAGACUACUGGCCAUCUAACAGUGCAACUAAAGUGGGAGCAUUUUAUCAUUUUCAAAAUAAUGCCAUUUAUUUUCCAGCUGGUAUUGCCCAAUAUCCAUUUUAUUUAUUAGAUAGACCAAUGACAAUGAAUCUAGGUUCAAUUGGAAUGAUAAUUGCACAUGAAAUGACACAUGCACUUGAUAUUCAAGGAAGUUAUUAUAAUUAUAAGGGAGACUUAAAAAAUUGGUGGACAGACACAUCACGUAAUAUGUUUGAAGAUAAAACUAAAUGUUUUAUUAAACAAUAUAAUUCAUUUAAAUACCCGGAUUUGAAUAUGACGGUUAAUGGAGAGCUGACAUUAAACGAAAAUAUUGCCGAUAAUGGAGGCAUUCGUAUAGCAUAUAAAGCACUCAAACACUAUCAACGAAUCCGACCAGAUAGUCAUAAAUUUAAAUCAUUGCCCGGUGCUCUCAAUGUCUACAACGAGGAUCAGUUAUUUUUCAUAUCAUUUGCUAAUAUGUGGUGUUCAAACAUAUUGCCCGAUGCUCUGAAAGAUAGCCUAAAUAGGGAUAAGCAUUCACCAGAACCGGUACGUGUGAACGGAUCACUCGCCAACUUUGAAGAGUUUGCACAGACAUUCAAUUGUAAGUCAACUGACAAAAUGUCGAGACAGCCAAUGGACAGAUGUCUGGUCUGGUAAUUCAUAUUCAAGUCAACUGUGCAUUACAUAUACAGUACA
This is a messenger RNA of Oppia nitens, 2443 nucleotides long. RefSeq names its product neprilysin-4-like. The coding region runs from base 278 to 2404 and encodes 708 amino acids. Gene Ontology annotation, biological process: protein processing. Lineage: Eukaryota; Metazoa; Arthropoda; Arachnida; Sarcoptiformes; Oppiidae. Gene Ontology annotation, molecular function: metalloendopeptidase activity. The record is from RefSeq and is a predicted model, not a curated record. The transcript has 15 exons. Gene Ontology annotation, cellular component: plasma membrane.